Molecule: messenger RNA, 4476 nt
Organism: Uranotaenia lowii
Lineage: Eukaryota; Metazoa; Arthropoda; Insecta; Diptera; Culicidae
Exons: 5
Coding region: 1-4476 (1491 amino acids)
Source: RefSeq, a predicted model, not a curated record
AUGUCUAAAAGUACGCUGAAGGCUUUGCUAAAACGUGAACGGCAGUUAUAUGUCAUUUUUGAUGGUACGGAUAGAUUCAUCCAAACCUAUCAGAUUGAUAGUGAUCGGUGUCAGUUAAGUUCGAGAUUGCAAGUGAUUGAUGCAGUGUACAGCGAAUUCUUCGAAAUACGGUCAAAAAUUGAAAUUUUGCUGGAUGAAGCGGACGAGAAAGAGCAGAAAGAUGCUGACAGCGAAGUCAAAGGAGAGAUUGCCAAGCAACGUGAAGAGGAAAACGACAAGGUUCUACAGCAAUUCGAUGACCGAUACUUCGCCAUCCGAGGUGACCUCCUUAGACUCCAAGGUGAUAAGGAUGCCUUAGGUGUGAACACAACCAGCAACAGUCAGAGUCAGUCUGCGUCAGGAAAUACUUCGAGAGUAAAGCUACCAGAGAUACGUUUGCCGUCCUUUAGUGGAAAAAUAAGAGAGUGGAUUACAUUCCGGGAUUCCUUCCGAAGCCUUAUCCAUGACAACGAACAUCUGACGUCUAUGGAUAAGUUUACAUACCUUCGUUCCUCUCUACAGGGUGAUGCACUGAAGGAAAUCAACAACAUUGAGCUGUCAGAGGCAAACUACGACGUCGCCUGGAAAACUUUACAAGUUCGCUAUGAAAAUAAGAAGCUGAUUGUGAAGGCUCAUCUCGACGCUCUUUUCGCCCUCGAACCGCUUAAAAAGGAGAAUUAUGACGGUCUGAACUUCCUCAUCAGCGAGUUUGAGAAAAACUUGAUGAUGUUACAGAAAAUCGGAGAGCCAACGGAGUCUUGGAGCACAAUAUUAGUCUACAUGUUGUGUUCAAGACUAGAUUCUGCAACAUUGCGCCAAUGGGAGACGCAUUACGGGUCUAAGGAGGUCCCAACGUACGAUGAGCUGCUUCUGUUCUUGCAAGGUCACUGCUCUGUUCUCCAAUCAAUCACCUCUGCAAGAAAUCCACCAUCCGAAGCCCGUCAGACGAGAUCAACAGUUUGUAAUACAACCAUCAGAUCAGUUUCACGUUGUCCGUUCUGUGCAGAUCCAUGGCACUCACCGUUCCAGUGUGGCAAAUUUCAACGGAUGAAGGUUCCCGAGCGAAUGGAUGCUGCCAUUCGCAACAAGUUGUGUCGGAAUUGUUUGAUGCCAGGCCACUUCUACCGAAAUUGUGAACGAGGUUCUUGCCAUCAUUGUCAGCAGAAGCACCACAGUAUGUUACAUUCUAGAUCCUCCGUUCCACAGCCGCAGUUUUCGGCACAAUACCGACAGCAGAGUCAAACGCGUUCGGCGCAACAAAUACCGUUUCAAUCGCAACCGCAGCCAAUGAAUCAACAGCAACAACACAACUCAAGACCAAUACAGCAUGCGCACACCACAACACAGCAUGCACAAACCCACUCACACAACACAAACACAAAUCCAGACAACGCACAAGCCACCACAAGUCAGAAUUACGUAGCACUUCCGUUUACACCGUCUCGUAAUAUUUUACUGUCCACGGCGAUGAUCCGAGUCAAGGAUCGUUUUGGAAAUACACUUCUGGCACGUGCGCUGCUAGAUUCGUGUUCUCAGCAUUGUUUAAUGACACGUGAAUUCUCUCGUCGGCUGAAGUUCCAUGAAACCCCUACGUUUUUGUCGGUGCAAGGCAUUGGCUCCUCUCAAAUGGUUUCAACGAAGUUAGUUUCCGCAGAAGUUGGUUCUAGAUCCCCCAGAAUUUCUCAGUUUAAAGAAUGGAUGCAAUUUUUUGUACUGCCAAGGUUAACAGUUGAUCUGCCUACUGCUGCUUUUGAUCCUUCGAUCCUUACGCUGCCGAGUUCGGCCUGUUUAGCAGAUCCUGGGUUUUAUGAGUCUGGUCCAAUUGAUGUUAUUAUUGGAGCCGAAUUUUAUAUGGAUUUAUUGUCGGAUGGAAGAAUGAAGCCGUUAGAGAACGGCCCCACAUUACAGAAUACAGUUUUUGGUUGGAUUGUGUCUGGUAGAUUGCCCAAUAAUCAAAAUUCAGUUUCUCAGUCAGAAGUUUAUGUCUGUUCAGUCGGUGAUAUUCAAGAUCAGCUCACACGUUUUUGGGAGCUCGAAACAUGUCAUGUUCGCAGCGUUCAGUCGAUUGAAGAGUCAGCUUGUGAAGAGAUUUUUAAGAAUACUACUGUCAGAGAUGAGUCAGGAAGAGUUAUCGCCACGAAACGGUUUUUGAGUUUGGAGAAACGAUUAUCAAUGGAUUCUGAAUUGAAAAGGUCGUAUUCUGAAUUUAUUCAUGAGUAUCAGAGUCUUGGUCAUAUGUCAGAAGUUAUCGACAGCUCAAGUCAGUUGAAUGAAGUUUGCUACUAUUUGCCGCAUCACGCAGUUCUUAAGCCCGAAAGUACCACGACAAAGUUACGGGUGGUUUUCGACGCUUCCUGUAAGUCGUCGACAGGAGUCUCGUUGAAUGAUGCGCUUAUGGUUGGCCCGGUUGUACAAGAUGAGCUGAUCGAUAUUGUUUUGCGAUUCAGAUUGUGUCAGUUUGCGAUUGUGGCAGAUAUUGCCAAAAUGUACCGUAUGAUCCAAGUUCAGAAAUCAGACCAAAUAUUGCAGAAAGUUCUUUGGCGAGACUCCACCGAUCAACCCCUUCGCACUUACGAGUUGUUAACAGUAACUUACGGAACAGCGUCAGCGCCUUACUUGGCAACAAAGUGUUUGCAAGUCCUAGCCGAUCAGGGUUCUAAAACUCAUCCCUUAGCGUCGAAGAUUUUGGGUCGUUGUUUCUACGUCGAUGAUAUGCUUGCUGGAGUUGACAGUAUUGAAGAAGGUGUACAGUUAGUCAAAGAAAUGUCAGAAUUAAUGGACUCAGCAGAACUUUGGAAACUACAAUGCGGAUGGGAUGACGAGCUUACCGAAGAUUUAAAGAGCGCUUGGGAUGAAUACAGAAGAAAUUUGAUUGGGUUAGAUAAUGUGUCAGUACCACGAUGGGUGGGUGUCAGUAAAACAGUCAGUUCAUUACAAAUCCAUGGAUUUUGUGAUGCGUCAGAGAAGGCCUAUGGGGCCUGUAUUUAUGUCAGAACUGUGUCAGAAUCGGGAGAAACUGUUGUUCAAUUGAUGACCUCAAAAUCACGAGUUGCCCCUUUAGAGAAUCUCCAGAAAAAGAAGAAACGUCAGUCAAUUCCAAGGUUAGAGUUGUCGUCGGCAUUACUGCUUGCUCACCUGUUCGAGAAGCUCGUGAAAGGUACGGAGCUAUCUUCAUUCAAAUCGUUUUUCUGGACAGAUUCGAUGAUAGUCAAAUGUUGGCUUGCGUCUUCACCGUCAAGAUGGACUAAUUUUGUGGCAAAUCGUGUGUCUGAAAUCCAGCACAUUACACGGUCGGGCGUGUGGAGUCAUGUCGCAGGCACAGAAAACCCAGCAGAUAUCAUAUCGCGAGGAAUGACCCCCGCUCAGUUACAGUAUCAGUCUCUUUGGUUUCAUGGUCCCAGUUGGUUACGAUUGGAGGAAUCGCAUUGGCCUCAACCUCGACAAGUUUGCCCAGAAAUACCCAGUUCCAUGCUCGAAGAGAGAGGAGCUGUCACUGCCGUCGCUGAUUCUUUGACAACCAAUGAGAUAUUUGAAUUGAGAGCCUCACUUGUAGAUUCAAUUCGGUUGACCGCGUACUUUUUGCGAUUUCGCUUCAAUGCGCAAAAGUGUAACAACAGUAACAGAAAAGUCGGAUAUUUGUCAGCUUCAGAGUUAGAAGAAGCCCUUCAGUGCUUAGUCAGAUUGUCCCAAAAAGAAAGUUUUCCGAAAGAAUAUACAGAUUUGUCGAAUAACCGUCAGAUUUCAGUCAGUUCAAAGUUGCUGUCUCUCAAUCCACGCAUGAUAAAUGGACUAAUUUGUGUCGGUGGUCGAUUAGAGAAUGCAGCAAUCUCUGAAACGAGGAAACAUCCGUUUAUAUUGGACUAUAAACAUCCGCUUACCAGAUCAGUCAUGUCGUAUUACCAUGAGAAGUUGUUUCACGCUGGACAGCAGCUGUUGAUCGCAACAGUUCGUCAAAAGUUUUGGCCAAUUCAUGCAGGCAGUUUGGCUCGAGGCGUUAAGCGCCAGCACAAUAUUGUGCACGUUCCGCAUAAGGGUUAUCCUCGGUCAGAUGCAGUGCGCCUAUCGCAAAAUAAGGUUGACAGGUACCAAUCAACCUUCUCGUCCAAGCAGAGCAGCGUUCGGCAGGCUUGGCCAGCAUUGCCACGCGCAGCUCGGGCUGAAGACCUCGCACAUCGACACCAAACCGUUGAACACACCAACAAGGCAGGAAACGAAGCGUCUGAGGAGUCCGCGGAGGCCCACUGGCCUCCGCACCAGGUCAUCCUGUUACCGAUCUUCACGUCAUCGAGUCGUAUCACACAUGGCAUUGCAUCGCAGACCAGCAUAAACAUCAACGCAGUUCCAUGUUCAGUCCAACGAGGUUCAUCGGGCUUGAAUCCAUCGUUAAAUCCAUCAGCAACAGAGCAACAACAGUCGUGGUCAUCCUUCGCAACCUAA